Messenger RNA from Australozyma saopauloensis, 777 nucleotides. RefSeq names its product serine/threonine protein kinase. Bases 1 to 777 code for a protein of 258 amino acids. Gene Ontology annotation, cellular component: nucleus; EKC/KEOPS complex; cytosol. Gene Ontology annotation, molecular function: ATP binding; protein serine/threonine kinase activity. The transcript has a single exon. The record is from RefSeq and is a predicted model, not a curated record. Lineage: Eukaryota; Fungi; Ascomycota; Pichiomycetes; Serinales; Metschnikowiaceae. Gene Ontology annotation, biological process: protein phosphorylation.
AUGACCGACGCCAUUCUCGCCCAAUUGGACCGCUUGGUGCCCAAUAUCCCGCUCCAGGUGGUCUCGCAGGGCGCAGAGGCCUUGGUGCUCAGCACGCAAACGCAUCCGUACGCGCAGAAGAGUGGGACGUUCAUCAUAAAGUAUAGGCCGCCAAAACCGUACCGGCACCCGAAAAUCGACGCUCAAAUCACUCGCUCGCGCACGGCGGGAGAGGCCAAGUUCAUGGCGAAGCUUCGGCGGGCCGGGAUCAGGGCUCCGAACCUCGUGUCGGUGGAUCCGAACGGAGGACUCAUCUGGAUGGAAAGUGUAGGCGAAAUCUUGCCCAACGGCGCCGUUUCUUCGCUCAAGAACCUACUAUGGUACUUGGAACAAGGCAGCGAAGCCGCGGGUCUGCUGGUGCAGUCGCAGCUCGAGCUGGCGUGCCGUCACACCGGCGCCGUCAUUGCCAAACUUCACAUGAACGAUAUGGUGCAUGGCGACUUGACUACGUCGAAUAUGCUCUUGCAGGAGGGCGAGGCGUACCUCAUCGACUUUGGGCUUUCUUCGUAUUCGGCUUUGGCCGAGGAUAAGGCUGUAGACUUGUAUGUGUUGGAGAGAGCGGUGUUGAGCACCCAUUCGGUGCAUGCCGAGAAGUACAACGGGUGGCUCUUGGCGGGUUAUAAGGAUGAACAGUGUGGUGCGUAUGCCUCGGUGGGCGGCAAGAAGAAGUACAGCGAGACGCUUAAGAAACUAGAAGAUGUACGGUUGAGAGGCCGUAAACGGUCCAUGUUAGGAUGA